Molecule: messenger RNA, 3826 nt
Organism: Argiope bruennichi
Lineage: Eukaryota; Metazoa; Arthropoda; Arachnida; Araneae; Araneidae
Exons: 3
Coding region: 495-1910 (471 amino acids)
Source: RefSeq, a predicted model, not a curated record
UGCAUUUUUAUCUAUCAAUACGACUUUUUGUCUUUAUAUCUCAUGAGAUGUUUAUUCCAUAGACGUUCAUUCUAAUUCACCAUUUCUAAUAAAAAUUUACUUAUUAGAAUACUUCGAAACUGAGUUUUUUAAGGAUAUUAUCGCUGUCUAGUAAUUUAGACAGAUUAAUAAGUUCAGUAUCAUAAUUCAUUCUUAUAGCGCAGCUAAAGAAUUUCAAUUCAAUUUGUGAAAAGAUCAUUAUGCAUGCAAAUAAUCUUUGCAAAAGUAUGCAAACAGUUAUUAUUUCGUAUUUAAAAUUAGGUUUGUAAAUAUUUUUAUAUGAAUACCUAAAUGAUGAUCAAAUUAUGACCUGCAUUCAAUGAUCUCCUUUAUUCUCUGGUAAAAGAAUAACAACUACCACUAAAAACAGGAGCUUUAUAUAUUCUUGCUAAACUUGCUGUUAUUGUAUAAGUCAAGAAUGAAUUUUGCAUGAAAUAUUUUGUUCUCUAAUUUGUAUGGAUAUUUCCAGAUAUCAUUUUCCUGGGCAAUUUCAAGAUACGGCCUGUAUCCUUGUCCUUGAGAAGAGUUAUUCUGAUAGAUUAUACAAUUUACUGGAAAGAAAAUGCUUAUUUCCAGAAAAGUAUAUAGAAUGGCUUCUUACUCCACACUGGAAAAAUGUAUCAUUACCUACUUGUAUUGAUUAUCCUAUAAAUAAUAUUAUUAGUAAAUUGCAAGUUAUGGGACAUGCAAUAGUUUCUUUGAAUUUGGAUAACUCUUCUUGCUCUGUGGAUAUACUUUCAGCAAUAAUUUGUUGUGUGCCAAAUGUUAAGAGCCUAAAUUUAAGAUGCACUUAUUGUACUGACCGUCUAUUAUCUCUGAUCAGGAAGAUGUGUGUUUCUCUACAGACACUGAAUUUAUCAGAAUGUAAAAGUAUUACAGAUGCUGGGAUGGCAAAUUUAUGCAAUGAGAAUAAAAAAAAUAGUGGUGAUUCUUUGAAAGUAUUAAAUAUCUUAAAAACUUCAGUUACUCAAAAAGGUGUUAUUUUGCUUUUAAAGCAUUUGCAUUCUAUUCAGUGGUUAAGUUAUGAAGGUUUGUCUAUAAUUCUGUACUCCUUACAUAAAUCAGAUGCAUAUAAUAAUCCUGUGAGAUACAAUUUGAGAAAUUUUGAGUAUAACCAAUCACCUGUAUGUUUGAAACAUGUAUUAGAAGUAUGGACAGUGAUGUGCCCAUUCGUUACCAGAGUCUGUAUUCAGGAUAAAAUAGAUGGAUAUGACUUACGAUUAUGCAAAAAAUUCCAAUGUCUAAAAAAGUUAAAAAUUGUAAAUAUUAAUUAUUUUCCAAGGGAAACUGUGAUAUCUCCAUUUAUUACAUUAAAAGGUCCUAUGUUAACAGAACUAGAAGUUAUGCAUGCUACGGUUUCAGUUGAACUGAUAGUUAAAUUGUGUUACAAUCUCAAGAAAAUAUUCUUUUUCAAUGUGGCUUUCGAAGACUUUAGUUCAUCUGAUCUAAAGGGUGAUGUAAAUGUGCUGAACAAUUUGACAUCAUUAACUGUGAAACAUUUAAAUUUUCAAAGAGAUUUUGCUUUUAAAUCAAUCUUCUUAUUAAUAAAAGCAAGCAAGAAUUUGAAUGAGUUGUAUAUACAUUUUGUGGAGCAUUUUUCAAAUUCUUUGGCAGAUAUUAUUUUAGAAUUGCCCAAAUUGACAGUAGUUGAUUUCUGUUUUGUUGAUAUUGAAAUUCCAGCUUUGCUACGUUUUUUGACACAUGAAAAUAUCACUAAAUUACGAACUGAUGGAUGCCCAGAUAUACCAAAAACACAGAAAAUCAGUGAUAAUCAGUAUGCCAGUACAUGUUCUUGGGUGAUAGACUACAGUGAAAUAGGAAGUGAAUCAGUAUGGGAUUGUUCUGUAUGGAGUGGAGAAAUUUCUUCAUAAAUUAUUUAUAUUCUCCAUGAAUUUGUAUAUGUAUAUGCAUUUGUAUAUAUCAAUUUCUGUGUACAUAUAAAUAUUAUAAAUGCUUAUAUAAGUUUUUGUCUAAAUAUAUUAUUAAAUAAAUUAUAUAGUUUAUUUAAAUGUUUUCUGGUUUGUUUUGUUGGUGUAUUGGAAAUCUGUAAGAGGAAGCAUAUAAAUUGUACAAUACUUAAAUAAAUCUGUAUUUUUAAUAUUAAGAGAAAUUAUACCAAAAUGUAUAACUAUGUUAGCCUUUGUGAUCAAUUGCUUCACCAAGAGUAUUUGGUUUACCUCUUUUAAUUGAAGUUUAAUACAAAGUAAAAUUAAAUUGUAAAAAACAAUUAAUGACUUAACCAGCACAAAUUUAAUUGUUAAUUGUAUUUCCUUUUUCAUCUUACCAUAACUUUUUUGAAAAAUGUAUUGACAAAGAUUACGAUUGCUAUACUCUGUUUCACCCUAACUUGGCAGUAGUGUAUAUUCUAGGCAUGCCGAAUCGCAGUCGUCGUCAGGGGAACAGGGUUACUUUAAAGUACAAAGUUACUAGAAAUGCAGAUCGCUGGCGAAACUUUAUCUCGCAAAUUUUUCGCCAAAUGGUAAAUAUUUAUUUACUUUAUCAUAUUAUCACUUUAUCAGAGAAUUAAUUGUUUCCUUAUUUUCAUUAUUUUUUCAAUAUUAUUGACACAUUAUUUUAAUAAAUCAUUAAAGUUAUUUCAUUUCGUUUCACUGUUUCUCAAAAGAAAACAAUAUAUCUUUCAAUAUUCUGUAAAGCGUAGUUCGGCUAAUGUUUUUGAAAAGAUAUUUAUAUCAUCGUUCACAUCUUUUAAAACUUUAUCUAAUGUUGGGAUCUCAUUUCUGCAAAAAAAUGCAUGGAUUUUUCGUCAAAUACAGAAUAAUGUAAAAUCAUCAUAUUUUGCAAGACCUGAAUGCUUAUCUACUGAGCCUGGUCGCUUCUUUCCAGGGCUACUUAAAGGAUGCUUUUAUUUCUUUUUUCAAAAGGAAAACUGUUCAUUGCGAAACAUCUGUAAGAUGCGAAACUUUAUCGACGAUUUGAUUAAUAGAAUCUUAAGGGUCUUCUCGGAGUCGAGAGUAAACAUUUAAUAUGUUUCUGCGUGCUGCACUUUUUGUUGGUUUCACUCGUCUUGAAGGUGUGCACAGCGUAGUCGGUGAUAACACUUUCUCUUUUUCAACCAUUUUAGAAGUUAAUAGAAAUGACGAAUCGAAUAAACAUUCACCAAACAAAACUAAUAACUACUAAUGCGAUUAAUAGUAUCAAAAAUAUCAGCUGCUAAAAAAGCGAGAAUAAAAAAGUACGAAAGAUGAUAAUGGUUGCGAACUGAAUGAAGUUGAGUUGGCGGAGACGUAAAAGAAAAGCGCGCCAAAUAUUUGACCUUGAAGACCGGUUCUAGCUAAAGUGGAAUUCAUUAUGUCAAUCUUUUAGUUUUAUCUGUUCGCUUUAUUUACAAAAUACUUGACAUAUAAGCACUUCUAACUUGAGAAUAAUUUUAAAUACAUAUUGAUAAAAAAAAUGAUUUCUGUAAUUUAUGAUAUUAUUUGAUAAAUUUCUGCGCAUUUUAACUAUUUUAAAGUCGGAAUUGAUGGGGAACUCUUUCCCAAAGCGGAGCGUCACAUUUUCUACCUUUAACAAUACUGCCAAGUUAGGGUGAAACAGAGUAUAGCUGAUGUAUCGAAUGCUAUAAAAAUAUUUUCAUUUCAAUAAAAUAUUAUAAAUACUUGACUACAAUUUAGUUCUCUCAAUUUUCAUUAGUUCUGUCUAGUAUUAUUUGGUCCAUUGGCCAAUACCCAUUCUUUUGUUUUAUCUCUAUAUCUUGAAUCAUCUGCUGCCAACAAACCUCGGAUGCUCCUUUUUUCCUCUCUAUCAUUGCUAUGACAUUAACAAUUGU